Labeo rohita (rohu) is the source of this 2189-nucleotide messenger RNA. RefSeq lists its product as uncharacterized. The transcript is spliced from 9 exons. NCBI's taxonomy places the organism in Eukaryota, Metazoa, Chordata, Actinopteri, Cypriniformes, Cyprinidae. Bases 239 to 1651 code for a protein of 470 amino acids. The record is from RefSeq and is a predicted model, not a curated record.
GAGAGACAUUGAUGAGUAAUAGGGAUUACCCAAGAAGUAUUAUAAAAAGGUCUGAGGAGUGAACUACUCUUCGGAUGCUGCCUGCAUUAAGCGUGAAGGACAUCUGAUACCCUAACAAAGGGCGCCAAGUUUGAAUUGCCUCCUGUGAGACUAAACUUAUAACUGAGCCUCAAACAAGAACAAACACAAGCGAGUCUUUUACAUCAUUCCUGAAGGACUGCAACCUGCGGACGGAACAAUGGAAAUGCAUGUGUUUUUCCUGCUUUGUAUUUCUAUGAUGCCUUGGUUUACAGUCACAACUGCAGCUACAGCCAGAAAUAUUGCUUUAUAUGGCAAGGCCACACAAUCAGACCUGGUCGGGGAUCCUUGGUCAGGAGAGAGCCAUGCCAGCAAUGCUAUUGAUGGAAAUCUUGACUCACAUUUUCAUCAUGGAUCCUGUACUCAUACUGAAUCGCAAAAUGACCCAUGGUGGAGAUUGGAUUUACUAGAGGAGUACGUAGUGACCUCCGUAACUAUCACCAACCGAAAAGACUGCUGUCCUGAAAGACUUGAUGGAGCCGAGAUACACAUUGGAAACUCUCUGCUGAACAACGGCAACAGCAACCCAUUGGCUGGAAAGAUUUCAUCCGUUCCAGCUGGGGGAUCCGUCACUUUUGAUUUGAAGAAAGGCAUUCCAGGCCGUUACGUCAAUGUGGUCAUACCUGGAUCUAAUCGAGUUCUUACCCUUUGUGAGGUCGAGGUUUACGGUUAUCCAGCUUUUUAUGCCAAAAAUCUUGCUUUAUAUGGCAGGGCCACACAAUCAGACCUGGUCGGGGAUCCUUGGUCAGGAGAAGGCCAUGCCAGCAAUGCUAUUGAUGGAAAUCUUGACUCACAUUUUCAUCAUGGAUCCUGUACUCAUACUGAUUCGCAAAAUGACCCAUGGUGGAGAUUGGAUUUACUAGACGAGUACGUAGUGACCUCCAUAACUAUCACCAACCGAAAAGACUGCUGUCCUGAAAGACUUGAUGGAGCCGAGAUACACAUUGGAAACUCUCUGCUGAACAACGGCAACAGCAACCCAUUGGCUGGAAAGAUUUCAUCCGUUCCAGAUGGGAGAUCCCUCACUUUUGAUUUGAAGAAAGGCAUUUCAGGCCGUUACAUCAAUGUGGUCAUACCUGGAUCUAAUCGAGUUCUUACCCUCUGUGAAGUUGAGGUUUAUGGUUAUCCAGCUCCUGAUGGUGAAAAUGUGGCUUUAAAAGGCAAAGCUACACAAAAAGUCCCCCUUGAAAACAACUUUGCAUCCAAUGCCAUUGAUGGGAAUAAAGAUGGUAAUGUCAAUCAUGGAUCCUGUUCUCAGACCGAAAAAACCCUCAAUCCCUGGUGGAGACUGGACCUACUGAAAAGGCACAAAGUGUUUUCAGUAGUAAUAACAAACAGAGUAGAUUUCUUUGCUGUAAGACUGAAUGGGGCAGAAAUCAGAAUUGGAAACAGUCUGGACAACAACGGCAAUGACAAUCCCAGGUGUGCUGUGAUCUCUUCCAUUCCUCCUGGUUUUUCCACCACCUUUGAAUGUGAUGGGAUGGAAGGACGUUACAUUAAUGUUGUUAUUCCAGGACGGGAAGAAUAUCUUACACUGUGUGAGGUUGAAGUGUACGGCUCACCACUGGAUUGAGAAGCACUUAAAUAACAGAAGAAGGACAAAGGAUAUUAAAUAACAUGGUCUAAACAGAAAAGACAUAAAAUAACAGGAUCUAAAUUUGGGGGGGUUGGUGGUGUUGGGGGAUGAAUGAUCGGACAAUCCUCAAAUGCAAACUGUGUGUGUUUUGCCUUGAGAGCAACCAUACAUUUGUGUUGUGUUUUGCUUUCUUUUUAUAUAUUCUUCAUUUAUUUUUCAUUCAUUUAUUCAUUUAUAAUCAUUUCAUCAUGUUAUUAUUCAUUUAAUCAUUAAUCAUUUAUAAUAAUCAUUAUAGUCAUUUAUAUAUUCAUUUUAUUGAUUCAUUAAUUGAUUAGUCAUUUAUAUUAUAUUAUAGUUGUUUUUUAUAUAUUUUUUCCAUUGUUGUUUAGUCUUAUGACUGUGUAGUUUCAAGGGCUGUUUGUCUUCAUGAACAAGAGAUACAAGGGAAUGUUUAUGGAAACUCAGGGUUUAUGGGAUGUUGUUUUGAAUCAGUUUGGUAUAACAAUACUUGUUGGAUUUGUGUUCUUCAGACAAA